AUGCUCUCUGGCAAACCGGCGCUGCGGCGCAACAUCGAGGACCUGGGCGACCUCGAAGAGCAGGGCCUGCUCAUGCGGCGCGACGACAGCGGCGGGACCACCAGUCCUCGCAGUUCCGGCACGCCCAGACGCCGAGGGCCUGACGCCAACGCCGACAUUGUGCUCGAGAAAGUCCACCUCGACGACGAGCGCGACAUCUCUGGCGGUCCAGGACUCAAGAGCAAGCGCGACCAGCAGGCGUUUGCGCUCCUCGUCGUGCUGUACCUCCUCCAAGGCAUCCCCCUGGGCUUGACGUUUGGGACAUUGCCGUUCCUCCUCAAGCCGCACCUCUCGUACUCGCGCCUCGCGGUCUUUGCGCUCAGCACAUGGCCAUACUCGCUAAAGCUCCUGUGGUCGCCCAUCGUUGAUGCGUGGUUUGUGCCCAAGUGGGGCCGCAGGAAGAGCUGGGUCGUCCCCGUCCAGACCAUUGUUGGACUGGCGCUCGUGUUCAUCGGCUCAAAGGUCGAGGGCUGGCUCGCGGCCGACAUUGAUAUCCAUUUCCUGACCAUGGUCUUUGGCAGUCUGAUCUUUGCCGCUGCAACGCAGGACAUUGCAGUGGACGGAUGGGCUUUGACGUUGCUCUCGCCUCCCAACCUCUCUUACGCCUCGACGGCGCAGACCAUCGGUCUCGGUAUCGGCACGGCAUCGAGCUUUACCGUCUUCCUUGCACUCAACUCUGUCGACUUUACCAACCGCUACUUUCGCUCUGUGCCCGGCACCGAGCCUCUGGUGUCGCUCGGCCCCUACAUGCGUUUCUGGGGCUUCAUGUACCUCGUCGUCACCGUGUGGCUCAUCUUCUUCAAAAAGGAGGAUCCGGUCAGCGAAGACGACCCGGACCUGGACGUGAAGAAGGUCUACAAGAUCAUGUGGAGCAUUGUCCGUCUCAAGAACAUCCAGUCGUUCCUCCUCAUCCUCCUCAUUGCCAAGUUUGGCUUUCAGGUCAACGAGUCGGUCACCCAGCUCAAACUUUUGGAAAAGGGCUUGUCAAAGGAAGACCUCGCCGUGGCUGUCCUGCUCGAUUUCCCGGCCCAAAUGAUCGUCGGCUGGCUGGCGGCCAAGUGGUCACGCCCAGCACCGCCGGGACCCGACGAGGGCCGCCACCCGCUGAGCGCAAACAACGCGCGCGCCGCCGCUGCGUCUGGCGUCCUCCGUGUCUGGAUGGGUGCGUUCUGGGCCCGGCUGGCAAUGGCGACCAUUGCGGCGUUUGUGGUGUGGAACUUUCCCGAGGGCGGGAAAGUGGGCGGCGGAUACUUUGCGCUCGUGAUCGCCACCACGCUCAUGACGUCGUUGACAAACACGGUCCAGUUUGUGGGCAUUACCGCGUUCCACACACAGGUUGCCGACCCGCUCAUCGGCGGCACGUACAUGACUCUCCUCAACACCGUCUCCAACCUCGGCGGCACCUGGCCCAAGCCUUUGAUCCUGCGCGCCGUCGACCUGCUCACCAUCUCGACCUGCAGCGCAACCGGCCAAGAAUGUACCUCUGAAACCGGCAAGGCCAGCUGUUCCGCCGCCCAAGGCCAGUGCGUGAUCCAGCGGGACGGGUACUAUGUCAUGGAUGCGGUGUGUAUCACCCUCAGCGCCAUCCUGCUCGUCAGCCACAUCCUGCCGACCAUCAAGCGGUUGACCACGUUGCCCAUGAGUGCGUGGCGUGUCAAGAUACCCAUGUAA
Molecule: messenger RNA, 1710 nt
Organism: Apiotrichum porosum
Lineage: Eukaryota; Fungi; Basidiomycota; Tremellomycetes; Trichosporonales; Trichosporonaceae
Exons: 6
Coding region: 1-1710 (569 amino acids)
Cellular component (GO): membrane
Molecular function (GO): acetyl-CoA transmembrane transporter activity
Source: RefSeq, a predicted model, not a curated record